AACAAGUGUCAGUUUAUUGGAUGAUUCUGUCAAAGUAGGUAGCUGUUUACGUUUUGUAUCGUUAUUUUGCGAUCGUUUUGCACAACUUUUGUUAUAUCUUAUUGUUUUUAUGAUAACGCUUUAUCCCUACGUCUUUAUGGUGAAAUAUAAAUGUGAUAUUUCUUUAUGUUUUAUGAACAAUGUCAGAUGUCAAGAGGUGAAUAGUCUGUGUUUUGUGUUCUAACGUGUGAGUGACAGUUUUUAUAUUGUUUGGGAUUUGGAGCGAUAAACAUAUCGGUAAGCCGUCGCCGUCGUUAGUUUCCCGUCCUUAGAAGUUGAAUCAUUAUCCAUAGUACUACAAGGUGGGAUGACACAGUGUUUGUACGUGUCAACAUUCGAGACGUUUAUCGGGAAAUUUUAAUUUGAUUGUGGUUGAGAAAUAGUGCGUGGGUGUCCCUUAUGUCAAGGAUUGUUGGUUAGGACGCUCGGUGUAGUACUGUGCGGGUGGGUCGCAGAUGCGGUUGUGAUUGUGGGUUGUGGUGGUAAUUGUCAUGGUGACGUCAUGGCGCGCGCUGGCGCUGCUGGCGGCGCUGCACGCAUGCGCGGCGCUCCCCCAGCCCGUGUACCACAACCAGUUCGCCGUGCACGUGCCCGCCGGGCCCGACCACGUCGAUGACAUCGCCAGGAGACACGGUUUCAUCAACCAUGGACAGAUUGGUUCACUGAAGCACUACUACUUGCUGUCGCACCACGAGAUUCACAAACGGUCCGCGGAGCCGAGUCACGAACACCAUCGCAAGCUAAACGAUGAGCCGCAGGUCCGAUGGUUCGAGCAGCAGCGUGAGAAGCGUCGCAUGAAGCGCGACUACUCGCCGUACGACCGCGCGGCGUUCUCGCAGCUCUCACGCCGGUUGCAGCCGCACCGCCCUCACUACCGCGCGCUCGCCUCCUCGCCUUUCUUCCCCGACCCUCUGUUCAAGGAGCAAUGGUAUUUGAAUGGAGGUGCCAAGGAUGGCUUGGAUAUGAACGUGGCUCCCGCAUGGCAGAAAGGUUACACGGGGAAAGGCGUCGUAGUCUCAAUCUUAGAUGACGGUAUACAAACCAACCACCCUGAUCUGGCACAGAAUUACGAUCCCAAUGCGUCUACGGAUAUUAAUGGUAACGAUGACGACCCGAUGCCCCAAGAUAAUGGCGAUAACAAACACGGGACUCGAUGUGCUGGCGAAGUGGCUGCAGUGGCUUACAACCAGUACUGCGGAGUCGGUGUCGCCUAUAACGCCAGUAUAGGAGGUGUGAGGAUGUUGGAUGGAGUCGUCAACGAUGCUGUUGAAGCGAGAGCAUUGGGUCUUAACCCAGACCACAUCGAUAUUUACAGCGCUUCCUGGGGACCCGAAGACGAUGGUAAAACUGUUGAUGGGCCAGGACCUCUGGCUAGAAGAGCAUUCAUCUAUGGAGUCACGAGUGGUCGACGCGGUAAAGGUUCUAUUUUCGUUUGGGCUUCAGGAAACGGUGGAAGGCAUACCGAUUCUUGUAACUGCGAUGGUUAUACGAACAGUAUAUUUACUUUGUCAAUCUCCAGUGCAACUCAAGGUGGUUACAAGCCAUGGUAUCUAGAAGAGUGCUCUUCUACGUUAGCAACGACAUACAGUUCGGGUACUCCAGGACACGAUAAGAGCGUCGCUACUGUUGACAUGGACGGAAGGUUACGUUCAGAUCACAUAUGUACUGUAGAACACACGGGAACCUCGGCGUCAGCUCCCUUAGCCGCAGGAAUUUGUGCGUUAGCUUUAGAAGCAAACCCAGAACUCACAUGGAGGGAUAUGCAAUACUUAGUUGUAAUGACGUCACGACCACAGCCAUUGGAGAAAGAAGGAGGAUGGAUUAUCAAUGGCGUCAAGAGGAAAGUAAGUCACAAAUUCGGUUACGGUCUAAUGGACGCAACCGAAAUGGUGACUCUAGCAGAGCAGUGGAUUUCUGUCCCACCUCAACAUAUUUGCAAGUCGCAAGAAAUUAACGAAGAUAAACAAAUAGAAUCAACAUUUGGUUACACUUUAGCUGCUCAUAUGGACGUAAACGGAUGCAGUGGAACUGUAAACGAAGUGCGUUAUCUUGAACAUGUUCAAUGUAAAAUAUCAUUAAGAUUCUUCCCUAGAGGUAACCUACGUAUAUUAUUGACAUCACCCAUGGGUACUAUUUCAACGUUAUUGUUUGAAAGACCACGUGAUGUCGUCAGCUCUAACUUUGACGACUGGCCAUUCCUAAGUGUUCACUUCUGGGGUGAACACGCUGAAGGAAGAUGGACUCUACAAGUCGUCAAUGCUGGUAACAGGCACGUAAACCAAGCCGGUAUACUUAAGAAGUGGCAACUUAUAUUCUAUGGAACAGCAAUAGAUCCAGUAAGACUAAAGUCAAAGAGGCCGUCGCCUGUAGCGCCUCCAUUUGCAUUCCCCACCGCCGCAGACGGCUAUGAAACUAUCGGGGAUUCUUUUUACAACACUGACGCGUUUGCCAAUUACCAGAACUUUCCAAACCUAUUCGCCGCCGGAUCCGAUCCGGAAAAGGCGGUAGCUCGUCUCGACGGACAUAACGUCCCUUCUCCGCAUGGGGAAAAUGUCCUCGCUGAUAGUAAUGACAAGCGCGUCAUGCAUGACUGUGACCCCGAAUGCGAUUCUCAAGGAUGUUAUGGAAAAGGACCAAUUCAGUGCAUCGCGUGUAAACACUAUCGUCUAGAUGACUCAUGUGUUUCCCGAUGCCCGCCAAGAAGUUACGCAAAUCAAGGUGGAGUUUGUUGGCCAUGCCACGAGUCUUGCGAGACUUGCGUUGGACCAGGCCAAGACUCCUGUUUAACAUGUGCGCCUGCACACUUACUAGUUGCAGACCUUGCUGUCUGCCUCCAACAAUGCCCAGAUGGCUAUUACGAAGAUAGCGAGUCGUCGGUGUGCCGGCCGUGUGCCGCCCACUGCGCGACUUGCUCUGAUCGAGCUGAUAGUUGUACAUCUUGUGAACACCACCUAGUCCUACACGACGGUACCUGUUUAGCAUCAUGCCCUGCGUCUCAUUAUGAAACUGAAGAUUAUAUGUGCGCUAAGUGUCACGAAUCUUGCGACACUUGUGAAGGUUCCGGAGAAGCACAGUGUGUGACAUGUCAUCCAUCGACUUAUGCGUUAGACGGACGUUGUGUGACGUCUUGCCCUUCAGGAUACUACGCCGACAAAAAGAGGAAAGAGUGUAUGAGGUGUCCCGUCGGUUGUGCUUCAUGCACUAGUGCUUUUUGUCUGUCGUGCGAAGCAAACUGGACACUGAAUAAAAAAGGAAAAUGUACGCCUCUCGGCUCGGAGAAAUGCAACUCGGGCGAGUACAUCGAGGGACAAAAAUGCAAACGGUGUAACGAGGCUUGCGACUCUUGCUACGGCGAAAAUGAUGCGCAUUGUCUAACCUGUCAGACUCCAAACUUACUACAGGAUUACAAGUGUGUGUCAGAAUGCAGUCAAGGCUACUACGCGGAGGCAGGCCGCUGUGCGCGCUGCAUGCACGGCUGCUCGGAUUGUGUGUCCCGACUCAACUGUACAGCAUGUGCCGGCACACUGAGGCUGCAGUCUGGUGCCUGCAGGACGUCCUGCGCUGAUGGGUACUAUGCGGAUCGUACGACAUGUUCGAAGUGCUACUUGUCGUGUCGGACGUGCAUAGGUCCGAGACGAGACCAGUGCGCGUCUUGUCCCGAAGGCUGGAGGCUUGCCGCGGGAGAGUGCCAUCCUGAGUGCCCACAAGGCUUUUACCAGACUUCAGAUGGCUGUCGCCACUGCCACCACUACUGCCGCGAGUGCGACGGCUCCGGGCCUCUUCACUGCAAGUCAUGCCCUCCUCGAUUUAUGCUGGACGGCGGACUCUGUAUGGAGUGUCUCGGCUCCCAGUACUACGAGCCCAACAGUGGGACGUGUCGCAGCUGUGACGCAUCAUGUAGAACCUGCUCCGGACCGGGGCAGUUCAGCUGUAAUACCUGUUCAAGACCGCUUCGGUUAGAUAGGCUAAACAACCAGUGUGUGCCGUGCUGUGCGGAGCGCGGCGCGACCAACUCGACGCCGACGAACGAGUGCUGCCAUUGUAACCCUGAUUCAGGUGAAUGUAUAAACUCGUCGGUGGCGGGCAAGCGUCGCAUCGCGGAGUGGGGCGCGCUGCACACCGCGCCGAGCGCGCAGGCCGCGCCGAGCGUCGCGGUCGUCACGAUCGCGGUGUGCGCGGCCGCCAUCACUCUGUUCGUCGCCGUGCUUAUGGUGCUACAGAUGCACAGUCCCCGUGAGCAGAAACCGAAGAGGUCCCGCGACCGCGGCGUCGUGUACUCGCCGCUCGCCUGCACCGACGAAGGCGACGCCGGUCUCACCUCGCGCACCGCCUUCCCCGCGAGAAUGAAAGAGACAGAAAUAUCCACCGAGUGCGAACACGAACCACUACUCGAACAUUCCACAUAGCGCGCGCUGUGAUCGUAGAAGUAAGUUUAUGACGUAAUGUGUUAUCAUCGGAGAGUCAAGUGAUUCCGCGUUUACUGCGCUAGGGGUAAGUCAAUAAGUGAUGUGCGGUCACAACUUCCUAGUUAUUGAAAUUUUUAGUUGUUCACCAAUUAUCCCGAUAGAGAUAUAAGCAGUGAGUCGACUUUGCUAGUUUGUAACGCUUCGCGCAUGCGCUCGAGUCAAUUAAAGUUGGAUUAUUGUUCAUUUCUUUGUUGUUUAAAAGCGGACCAUUACAAUUAUGUGGGAUGUUGUUAGAACUUACCUUUCAACGUAAGCUUUGUAAAACCAGUGAAGACCUGAAGCUCGUUAUGUCACAAAGCGCGGACUUUUUAUCGAUAUAGCCAACAUAAUAUAGUAACUCGUGUUAAUUAUUUAUUUCCUCGACAAUUAUCUAUCGAUCGAUAAAAUGUCCAUGCUUUACUUUCUUAUUGUUAAGACUAAAGUUCGAUAAAGCAGACCUAUCGAUAAAAGUUUUAUGACUUUAGUUCGCAGUUACCGUCUUUGCAUAAUGUUUGGCGAAACUGGUAGAGUUGGUCUCCACUGUUGGCUGCUCGAAACGUAUUUUUGUCCUUAACUCGACCAUAAUACCGACAAAGAGUAAUCCAUAAUACGUAGAUCGUUUCUCGUAACAAAAAUGUACCUUAUGUUGACGUGAAUAUGGAUUAUUUUAGUUUAACAUGUUUCAUUCUUAUUGGAUCUUAAACGUGGAACGUUUGUCGAUAUUUUAAAGCAUUACCAGUUAUUCUUUGUCGAUAUUAUGCCUCGAUAUAAUUAUAAUCUCAUCACCAGUCGAAGUACUAAAGUCUCGUAUUUAACGUAACUAUGUAUGUAUGUAAUAUAGCUAGAUAUAAAAUUGUAAGUUGAACAAAGAGUUCGUGUAACUGAUGGUUUCGGCGCCUCAUUACAUUGUGAUACUUUGACAUACUGUGCGGUGUUCCUUGGGCAUCAUCUUGUUUCCAUGACAACCUAUAUUCAAUAGCAAUAGAUUCUACAUUCCGUGCAGCUUUUGAAAGUGAAAUUAUUAUAAAGAUGGGUUCAGACAUUUUGAGAAUUUCCUGAAUUAUCGCGGUGUAUCAGCUGUGAUGAUUGCGUUCCACUAUUUCUUUAAAGUGUUUUGCAGUAGUAGAAGUGAGACACUACUUUUUAUCGUGCAUUGUGCUAUCUCCCUCCUACAAGUGAACAGCAUAUAGCGUUGUCUCAUUUCUACAACUACAACUAUUUUACAUCAAGAGGUAGAGCUCCUGAACGUUGUAUAAACACUCAGUUCACAUUAAACACAAAUAAAACGCGCAAUGGCGUCCUCGAUGUCUGUCUUCGGCUUUACGCUCCCAUCGUUAACUGGUAAUUAAUCUAAACUUAAUCAAUUAAGAUUAUGAUAACUGGUUCGUAGUAAGUUUCGUAAUGUUUAAGGAACACAAGUCCUUAUUAGGGGCACCAUGUUUGCUGUUACAUCUUGACUUAGUUUGCUCCUAACUUAAUCAAACCUUGCUUUGCCUUUGAUGUUGGCCCCAAGGUUAUUUACUUCCCUAAGAUAUGCAGCUACCGUACUAUGACGUCACUCUGCAUGCCGAAAUGAUUAAUGUGUCUUACAUAUUCGGGGUGUCUUCAUUACUUGAUUGUGUUACUGCUUAUGCGAACAUGAUGCAUUGUUAUACCAAUUUGAUAAGAAAGCGAUGCCCGUUAAGUUUUUUGAAUAGGCAGUUAUUCUAAAAUUGUAUAAGAUCUGCUUGGACUCCGCUUUCAUUUAUGUUUUAUUGGUGUUCCAAUAAGACAAUAGUGUCUGCUUGAGUCUGUGAUAGGAUUAGUCGAUCGGGUAUCAGCAAACAUGAUUCCGUCUCAAGAGUCAUACAAAUCCAAGCCAUAAGACAUGCCACAAACACAUAUAAUGUAAUACGAAUCUGGUUUAAGAUCUGAAGAGCUCUCUCGUAUGGCGUUACGACCGUAACUGUAAUUAAACGUAUUUUAAUUGUAAUUUAGUUGAUAGGCCCAAAGUUACCAUAGCGUUUUAAAAAUUGUACAAUUUUUAAUUUUGAACCUUAUCAAGAUGACGAAAA
Trichoplusia ni (cabbage looper) is the source of this 6538-nucleotide messenger RNA. It is a transcript of the gene Fur2, whose product is annotated as furin-like protease 2. Gene Ontology annotation, molecular function: serine-type endopeptidase activity. Gene Ontology annotation, cellular component: trans-Golgi network; Golgi membrane. The transcript is spliced from 15 exons. The coding region runs from base 531 to 4445 and encodes 1304 amino acids. Gene Ontology annotation, biological process: protein processing. NCBI's taxonomy places the organism in Eukaryota, Metazoa, Arthropoda, Insecta, Lepidoptera, Noctuidae. The record is from RefSeq and is a predicted model, not a curated record.